Molecule: messenger RNA, 2984 nt
Organism: Aspergillus campestris IBT 28561
Lineage: Eukaryota; Fungi; Ascomycota; Eurotiomycetes; Eurotiales; Aspergillaceae
Product: phosphatidylinositol 3-kinase VPS34
Exons: 2
Coding region: 32-2728 (898 amino acids)
Biological process (GO): phosphatidylinositol-mediated signaling; phosphatidylinositol-3-phosphate biosynthetic process; autophagosome assembly
Cellular component (GO): phagophore assembly site; phosphatidylinositol 3-kinase complex, class III, type II; cytoplasm
Molecular function (GO): 1-phosphatidylinositol-3-kinase activity
Source: RefSeq, a predicted model, not a curated record
CAACAUGCGCUGAAACAGCCUGUUCUUCCUCAUGGAGGCCUUUACUUUUGCGCUUUCCACUCAGGUGGACUUUCCGAUUCAUGUUCGAAUUGGUUCCCUGGAAGGAAAGCAGAAACAGAUCCCUUUCUCGGUGCUCUUGAAACGACCCGAUCUGCGACACAUCGGCUCCGUGCAGGACCCGACAUCGGAUUUAUUUGUGACAGCGCAGCUAUGGUCAGACUCCAAGCCCUUGGGGGUGCCUGUACAGACCGCCUUCAAGACCUUUAAGACGGCGAGGUCCUGGAAUGAGUGGCUGCAGAUGCCAAUGUCCCUUGAAGAUGCGCCGUUGCAGUGUCAGCUUGCCAUCACCGUAUGGGAUCUAUCGCCGUUGGGCAGCGAGGGGGCGCGGGGUCAUUAUGCUCCAUUUGGCGGAACGACCAUCUCGCUAUUCGAUGAGGAUGGAAAGCUAAAGAUGGGUCGGCAGAAAUGCAAGAUCUACCGGCACAAAGCUGCGGACGGUUUCUCUUCCACAACCACCCCGUCGAGUCUACCCCCCAAGCGUCGCAAGACCGCCGGCUCCGAUCCACUGGCACCUUCGCCGGAGGAACUGGAAUUGGAACGAGUUGAGGUCCUGAUCAAGAAGCAUGAGAUGGGCGAGAUUCCCCGGAUCGACUGGAUGGAUCAGAUGGUCUUUCGCCAGCUGGAGAGGCUGAAGAUAAACGCCGACGAAGCCGCAAGAAAACGGGCGAUUCUCCUGCAGGCUAGAAAACACAAGCCGGCCGGGGAGCCGGCAUCCGCGGAGGACGAUUCGGGGGAAGAGGAAGUUGAUUACGAAAACUUUACCCUUCAUGUCGAGUUUCCUCGAUUCGACCACCCGAUCGUCUGGUCCGAUCAUGAGUACCCACCGCCCCCAAUCUCAACUUACACCCAAAGCGCGCCCGGAAACGCCAACGCAACCCUGAAGCCACUCCCAGAGGUCCGCUUUGGUCCAGACAUAGAGGGAGCAGAGGGUGUGAUUCGAAUAUACGAUCCGGAGAUGGGCCAAACUGGCAAUCCAUGCGAGGAUAAACAUCGCAGACUCAUCCGCAGCCAUCGCACGGGCAUCAUGGACCGGGACCUCAAACCAAAUCCCAAGAUCCGUGAUGAACUCAACCACAUUGUAUCCUACGAGCCAACGCAAGACCUGACCGCAGAAGAGAAGGACCUGGUUUGGAGAUUCCGCUAUUACCUGACGCGUGAGAAAAGGGCUCUCACCAAAUUCGUCAAGUCCGUCAAUUGGCGGGACGCGGGCGAAUCCCUGCAGGCAGUUGAGAUCCUUCCCAAAUGGACCGAGAUUGACGUCGACGAUGCUUUGGAGCUCCUUGGGCCGACGUUCGAUAACCCGGCGGUCCGCACUUACGCCGUCGAACGGCUAAGGAAGGCAGAUGACGAUGAACUCCUUCUCUAUCUCCUACAGCUCGUUCAGGCGCUCAAGUACGAGGACAGUCCCAACGCCGACGCCGAAGAUGUGGCACACGAUUCUUCACUGGCCAACUUCCUCAUCACCCGGGCGGCGAACAACCUCCAGCUGGGCAGCUACUUACAUUGGUACCUCAUGGUCGAAUGCGAUGACGCGGGCCCGGGAUCCGCACAGCGCCGGCUGUUUGCCCAAGUGGAGUACUACUUCAUGGUCGAGAUGGAGAAACUCAACCCGGAAAACCGGAAGACCUUACUACGCCAAGGGGAAAUGGUGGCAGUCCUGUCCAGGAUCGCCAAAGAUCUCCGCUUUUCGCGAGAUAGCCGGCCGCUCAAGAUCGAAAAGCUGAAGAAGUUCCUGAAAGACCCGAAAAAUGAAAUCGUUCACAUCGACCCACCCCUACCACUCCCGUUAGACCCGGAGGUGAUGGUCACAGGCUGCUACCCGGACGAGUCCAACGUCUUCAAAUCCACGCUAUCCCCUCUUCUCCUCACCUUCAAGACCUCCGACGGCAACAAGUACCCGAUCCUCUUCAAGGUCGGCGACGACCUGCGCCAGGACCAGCUUGUGGUCCAGAUCAUCAUCCUAAUGGAUCGCCUGCUACAGAACGAAAACCUCGACCUCAAACUCACCCCCUAUCGAAUCCUCGCCACAAACGCCACCGCAGGCGCGGUCCAGUUCAUCCCCUCGACGUCUCUCUCCGCCGUCUCCGCCAAGUACAAAUCCGUCCUCGCCUACCUCCAAGCCAACAACCCCGACGACAGCGAACCUAUGGGCGUCCGCAAAGAAACAAUGGACACAUACAUCAAGUCCUGCGCCGGCUACUGCGUAAUCACGUACCUCCUCGGCGUCGGUGACCGCCACCUCGAGAACCUGCUCAUCGCACCCGACGGACACUUCUUCCACGCCGACUUCGGCUUCAUCCUCGGCCGUGAUCCGAAGCCUUUCGCGCCCAUGAUGAAACUCUGCAAGGAAAUGGUCGAGGGCAUGGGCGGAACCGCCUCUCCGCUGUACCUCCAGUUUAAGCAGUACUGCUUCACGGCGUACAUCACGCUGCGCAAGUCCGCCAACCUCAUCCUCAACCUGUUCAGCCUGAUGGUCGACGCCAACAUCCCGGACAUCCGCGUCGAGCCUGACAAGGCCGUCUUCAAGGUCAAGGAGCGCUUCCACCUCGAGAUGACCGAAGAAGAGGCUAUCCGCCAUUUUGAGCAGUUGAUCGGGGACAGCGUCAAUGCCAUCUUCGGCGUGGUUAUUGACCACCUGCACGAAUUUGUGCAGAGAUGGCGGGCUUAAAUAACCCGGAUUGAUCGUCACAUCCUGAUAUCUUAAUAUUACGAAAUACGAAUUUGUUAGCGGAAUCUAAAAGGCGUCUUGCUCUGUAUUCAUUAUGUUCUGGGAAAUCUAUUGGGGCGGAUCUAGAGGCGGUCGGCGCAAUUGAAUCUUCGCCCGCACUGAAGGGAUGGACAAUAUAUAUUCAUUAUAUACCCCCGUCUUGCGUUACAAUUAAGCAUUAGUGCCACUAAUUUAAUAACCAACGAGAUUAAAUACC